This is a messenger RNA of Protopterus annectens (West African lungfish), 3233 nucleotides long. It is a transcript of the gene GDPD4, whose product is annotated as glycerophosphodiester phosphodiesterase domain containing 4. Bases 331 to 2148 code for a protein of 605 amino acids. The transcript has 16 exons. Gene Ontology annotation, molecular function: glycerophosphodiester phosphodiesterase activity. The record is from RefSeq and is a predicted model, not a curated record. Gene Ontology annotation, cellular component: membrane. Gene Ontology annotation, biological process: lipid metabolic process. Lineage: Eukaryota; Metazoa; Chordata; Ceratodontiformes; Protopteridae.
CAAAAUGUCAGAGGCGGGAGGGAAGGUGGGCAGAACGAUACCAGCACCCCACCCCCUCCGCCUGCACUAAUCAGAGCUGACAGCAACGGGGUGGAUCAGCUUUUCCUUGUUACUCAGCUUAGCAACAGCAACGCCAGCAGCAAAGCGCACCCUGCCGGUCUGGAACCCUGUACAAGCCCAGCUUCGUCCCAAAGAUCGGCUGUCAAAGGACUUUGUUUGUGACAAAGAGUUGGAAUUUUGUAUGCAGCUAAACCCUACAAGCAAUCCGGAUAGAGCACAUUGCCUCCUUCCAACGUCUGUCACAACUGAGAAUGCAAUAAAUCAUGCCAGAUGGGUAGAUCUCCUACCACCUUCACCAAGCUCAAACUUGGUCAGCUGAAGGUUGUACGCCGACGACUGCUUCAACGUUAUGAACAUCAGCCCUUCAUCUCAUGUUUGGCUGGAAUUUAUGGUUGCCAAUGGCGACGGUAUCAGCGGGCUCGGGCAAUGCCCGGAGAGUGCUGCUGCUUAAAGUGGGAAUGUGUGUGCUUUGCAGUUUUGCUCAUUACUUUCUGUCUGAGCCUGGUGUUCGUGUACUACUGGAGUGAAGUAAGAAACGAUUAUAAUGAUUUUGACUGGAAUAGUUAUGAAAGCCUAGGAUACUGGUAUCCCUGGUCAGUGGUGCUGUUGGCUAUUGCAGCAACUUUAUUCGCCUAUGUUGCUCUGCUGUUGGUUUUGGCGGUAUGUCUAAUUUCAGAAGGACAGCAGCUCUAUCUGCACUGGAGCCACAAGAUUGGGGUUCUUGUGGUCCUUGCUUUUUCAUUGGCUGGGUUGGUGGUUCUCUCACAGAUGUGGAUAGAGGAGUGGUCCAUAGUGCGCCUGUCUUUUCAGGUUACCGCCCCAUACCUUCAUAUUGGUGCCAUAGCUGCAAUGGUUGCUUUGUCGUGGCCAGUCGCUCAGCAAUUUGCAAGGAUGAAUAAGGGAGUUCCUCAGGGAGUGAUACUUGUCUUGUAUCUUGGUGUCCUGCUUUUUCUUUACUUGGUGCCUUUGGGGAUGUACUCUCCCUGCAUUAUGGAGCCAAAAGACCUUGGACCAAAGCCUUCUCUGUUUGGACACAGAGGUGCACCAAUGUUAGCACCAGAAAAUACAAAAAUGUCAUUCGAGAAGCUAAUAGAAUAUGGUGGAGAUGGACUGGAAACUGACGUAACUCUCAGCUAUGAUGGGAUUCCCUUCUUAAUGCAUGAUGACACCCUGGAAAGGACGACUAAUAUUAAAGAAAUUUUUCCUAACCGGAGUAACUGGAAUGCAGCCUUCUUUUACUGGCAUGAACUGGAGCAACUUAAUAAUGGAAAAUGGUUUUUCAGGGAUAAUCCGUUUGGAACCAAAAGUUUGCUGUCUAAUGAGAACCACGAUGAUGCAAUGAAUCAAUCUAUCUUCAAGUUUAGUGACUUCUUAAAACUGGCAGCAAAUGCAAAUAAGCCAGUCAUUUUUGAUUUGUACACCCCUCCUAAGAAACAUCCGUACAAAGAAGCAUACAUCAACAGAACCCUGGAUGUGAUUCUCAAUGAAUCUGACAUCGACCCUAGCUUGGUGCUGUGGCUUUCAGGAACAAAAAGGUCUGAGGUUUAUGAGCGGGUCCCAGAGUUUCAGCAGACAAGGGGCAGUCUUGCCCCAAUUCAAGAUUUGCAGGAAGAGCACAUUGUAAAAUUGAACAUUCCAUACAGGUUAGCCACUAGAGAAGACACCAGAAAAUAUUCUGAUGCUAAUAUCACCACCAACCUGUAUGUAGUAAGUGAGCCGUGGCUGUUCUCACUGGCGUGGUGCUCUGGUGUGCAGUCCGUCACUACCAAUGCUGUGCAUAUCCUUAAAGACUUAAAAACACCUUUCUUUUUCAUGACACCACAGCAGUACAGGCUUAUGUGGAUCUUAACAGAUGUGGUAUCAGCAUUAUUAAUCCUAGCUGUAUUUGCUUUUCAUUGGUGGAGAGAAAGAGGUUUUCCCUGUUGUUCGAAUAGCAUACAGACCAGUGAAAAUGGCCCUUACAGCAAAUUCAGAACAGAGCUUAAUGAUGUGAGUUCAGUUUCGGGAGAGACUAACCCUUACCAUAUCAGUUCGCCCACUUCAGAUGAUCUGCCUACAAUAUGUGAGGUCUCAGAGUGCACGGAAUAACUGAAAAUGGAAAGUUAAAGUAAAAUGGAGGGAAAAAUGAUGAUAGAAUGUAUUCAAGAAUUUACAUUAAAAUGGUGUCCAUUUGCAACAGACUGGGCACAGGCCUCUCUCCAGAUAUGAAUAGAGACUGAUCAGAACAGUGUUAAUUGGGAUGCCUGUUGUGCAGGCUGAAAGUAUCAGAGGAGCUGGUUGCCUUGAAAGUGAAUAUUAUUUAAUGGUUCUACUGAUAAUGGAUGCCAAAAUUGUAUUGUAUUAAUGGUUCUACUGAUAAUGGAUGCUGAAGUUAUAUGGGAUUAAUGGUUCUACUGAUAAUGGAUGCCGAGAUUGUAUGGGAUUAAUAGUUCUACUGAUAAUGGAUGCUAAAGUUAUAUGGGAUUAAUGGUUCUACUGGUAAUGGAUGCUGAAGUUAUAUGGGAUUAAUGGUUCUACUGAUAAUGGAUGCUGAAGUUAUAUGGGAUUAAUGGUUCUACUGAUAAUGGAUGCUGAAGUUAUAUGGGAUUAAUGGUUCUACUGAUAACAGGAUGCCGGACACUACAUGGGAAGUGGGUGGGUUACUACUGAUUAGGUAUACAAGCACAGUUUGCUUUUGUUUGGAUCACUUACAUUAUCUUUUCAUCUUUUCAUUACAUUUUAGAAAAAUAGGAACUGAAAAUGUAAUUUUGGAAAUACAGCUUUGUUCAGUCACUCUAUGAAAUUCUUGAGAAGUUAUAAAAUAUGUAAUGGCGGCAGACAAAAGAAUAUAAAUGGGGGUAGAGUGGGGUUCAGGCUGCUGUCUGAAUUCAGCAUAUAGUUCUGAUAUGUCACUGUAUAAUUUGCUGUCACACUUUUAUGUUGUGUUGUAACCCAUUCCAUUAUAAAUAUCUGAUACACUGUAUUGAUAACACACUAGCAUAGUGCUAAGAUCUCUCAGUUCCAGAGUUCACUGUUGACUUUUAGUCUCCCUGCCUCUGUGGCGAUUGCUUUUUCUUAUCUCUGUGUGUUUUUUCUGUGGGUACUCAAGUCAUAUCCUUUAUAAUUAUUGUAACCCAUGUUUGAAUUCAGACAUAAAGCAAUUUCACAAAUUAAACAUGAUUAUUAAGAGCAAA